AGGGGUGGGAUUGAACAAUUGUGACGGAUUCUGUGGCGGAGAAUUUUGUGAAUAGAGACCGCGAUAGACGGUGUAUUGGUGCAGCGAACGCUGAGAUAACGGUAUUGUUGUGCUGUACUGUGAACUGUGUUGUUCGUAAGAUAACGGGAACGAGACUCGGGUGCGAAACAAUGGCUCACAAUGUGGAUUUGAUGUGUAAAGAGAUCAUCUACGAUGAGGUGGAUAGUCAGUUUGCCGAGGCGGACCCGACGAUGGUGGCCGAUGUUCGGGUCAUUCAGAACUUGAUCGGGCUGGAGCGGUUGACGAUACCGUCGUGCAACUACUUCGGCUCGGUGCAGCAAGAUAUCAAGCCGAACAUGCGCAAGAUCGUCACCACUUGGAUGCUGGAGGUAUGCGACGAGCAGAAAUGCGAGGAGCAGACUUUCCCACUGGCGGUCAACUUCUUCGAUCGGUUUCUCUGCGCAUGCCCGAUCGAUCGCUACCACCUGCAACUGCUGGGAUGCUGCGCCCUGCUUCUGGCCUCCAAGAUCCGACAGUGUCAUCCGCUAACGGUGGACGUUCUCAGUGCGUACACAGACCAUGCCGUCUCGCCGGAUCAAAUCAGGAGUUGGGAGCUUCUGAUGAUCAGCAAACUGGAGUGGAACAUCACGGCCGUAACGGCGUACGACUACGUCGAUCACAUCCUGGAGCGCGUCAAAUGGGGAUCGGACGACUCGCGGCUACGGGAACACGCGCACACUCUGAUCCACGUCUGCAGUACCGAAACCAUCUUCAUGCAGUUGGAACCCUCGCUGAUGGCGGCGGCUUGCAUCGCUUCGGCUAGCCGCGGCCUCAACGUAUCGACCAAAAUGGCCACCGGCUACGACCUCUGCCGGUUGACGUUCCACGACAUCGCCAAGAUCGAUUUCGUCGUCAAAAUCAUCGAGGAAAUCGUUGCCAAGGAGAUUGCCGACAAGCAACUGCAACAACAGGCCCAGCAGUUGGCCGCCAACGGAGGAACGGGCGGCAGUUGCAAGGAACAGUACCAACAAGCGCCCCAAAAAGUUGCCGGCGCUUCCGUCGAUCAGGCGUCAUCGCAACAGCAACAGCCCGAAACGCCUACUGAUGUGCAGUUUAUCUACUUCUAAGUACUGCGACGGCGUGGCCUACUUAGUUUAAGGAUUUUCCGGGGCGCUCGUGACCGCUUCUGUUGGUUAACGACCGCCCCGGGGAAGAUGUAUAUCUAUUUUUUCUCUCUAUUGUUUUGAGAUAUUUAUCUGCCAAAAUUUAAGCAUGUUGUUUAGAAAGCGAAAGGUAUUUUUUCGAUGAAAUGGGAAUGUAGACGCUAUUCGUCAUUUGCCACCCCCUCGAACCAGGGGCGGUUUGAUUGAAAUGUCACUUUGCUGACUGAAACAAAAUUUCAUAUACAUUUUUGUAAAUAUUUACACUGGAAAAAAAUGCGAAAUCCCAAGUCGUUUAAAGGUUAGUUAAUUUUCUUUGAACAAAAACAAAAAAAAACGUGUUUAUUCGUUCAAAAUCCAGAAAAAAACAAAAGAUGGUGCGAAAAUAGUUUAUUUCCUGUUUAUACUAUUUCUAUUUUCCUUUUUUUCUAGUUUUAGCCUUAUUAUUUUCCUUUUUGAAACUUCUAGAUUCUAUUCUGUUUAGAUUUUCUUUUGGAAAACGAAAAGUGUUCAACAUUUCCAAGUUUUUUGUAGCAUAAAACCAGAAUUGUAGUGUUAAUGGCUACCUGAUAAGAUUCUCCCCUACUUUACACACACAAGAAAGUUUGUUAAAUUAUUUAUUUAUAUUUACCACUAAGAGACAUCACAACCAUCAGGGUUUCCUGCGAGUCGGAAAAUCCUGGAAAACACACCCCCAACAAAAGACAAAUCUCUUGAUUUUCCGUUGUACCUAAGAUCGAUUGUAAACCAACUAGCGUUAGCCCUUCUAGUUUAGCGUGUAGGAACCCGCCAAAGAUACAAGCUAGGAAACUUACUGCCACCGAAUCGAGCGAAAUCCCCACCGCAGCCAUACGUCGUGAGAAACCAAACUAAUUUUAAAGGAAAUUACUUAUUCUUCAUAAAUCAAGGAUCUCAUUCAAGCUAAGACAACGGUUUGGUGUAAGGUAUUUGUACAAA
Molecule: messenger RNA, 2117 nt
Organism: Aedes albopictus (Asian tiger mosquito)
Lineage: Eukaryota; Metazoa; Arthropoda; Insecta; Diptera; Culicidae
Product: G1/S-specific cyclin-D2
Exons: 4
Coding region: 171-1127 (318 amino acids)
Biological process (GO): regulation of cyclin-dependent protein serine/threonine kinase activity; mitotic cell cycle phase transition
Cellular component (GO): cyclin-dependent protein kinase holoenzyme complex; nucleus; cytoplasm
Molecular function (GO): cyclin-dependent protein serine/threonine kinase regulator activity
Source: RefSeq, a predicted model, not a curated record